AUGGUUGUGGAACAAAUCGAGGUCAUUGAACACCGAAUUAUAGAAGAGGGCAGAAGACCUUCUGGAGGCGCCCUUCUCCCCCAUACUGUUCCUAUUUCCACAAUCCGUGAGAGCCGUGAAUCCUAUGAGCAACGAGCGGAUGGAACGAUUCAUGACAGAAGAUAUGAGGUCACAGGAGAACGGGAUGUCAGUCGAGAGCCAUCAUUUUUGCACACUUCUGCUAACUAUGGUCAGCACAUAGAAAUGUCGCCACCACAACAAAGAUACAAUGUCAGUGGAGCAACUAACACCAGUUUUCUGAACACUUCUGGAGAUAGUCGUUUGAGUUAUCCUGGAGCCGCGAAUACAAGCAACGAAACUACAGUUAUCAAUAACUAUGGAUACGAUAUUACAGAAGUUCAUACUAAUGAAGGAGGUGCUCGUAUCAUCGAAACUCAUGGAAGUGGCCCACUUCGAGAGACCAGCAGAAUCGAACACGUGGAAGAAACCAUUACCAGGCCGUCAGCUAUGAGAAGCUCUUCAGCUGCUGCUCAACGAAGCUCAUCGAACAUUUUCACAGUUCCAGCAGCGCCCACACAUAUUUCUUAUAGACAAGAGUUUGCUAGUGAUAAUGAAUCGCUGGCCCGAAAAGACAGCUACCGAGCAAUGCAAUCGUCGUGGGAUGGAGAGGAGAAUCGGAAAAUUGCCCCAAAUCUCAGCUCUAGAAGAUUCCCACCACAGUCACAGACGUCUCUAGUUUCCAGAGAAACAGAAAAUACGGAGAAAAAAGUGGGAUGUUUCAAGAAGAUUCGAACAUUUAUCAAUGGAGUCAGAUAUGCAUUUAAAACCGCCGACUACACCCCAGAAUUCAUGCGCAACAUGUGUUGCAUUCUCCUCUUCCUUAUUCUAUUGCUCCUCCUUCUUUUCAUAAUGUUCAACGCAAUUUUCAACCGAUAUGCUGUUUCCGAAUUUCUCCUAUACCCUCCAGUCUGUGAGGAGUGUCGUAGGAAGAAUCCAGCGUUGGUUUCAUCGGCUCUACCAUCAUCAGUAUUUGUCCACUUCUUCUCAAAAUACCAGGCUCACUUUGAACUUCGUGGAAAUUCACCGUUUAAGUCGAAUAGUUUCACAGCUAUCGAUUUCGAUACCGGAUACAUAGCAUAUGCAGAUCAUUCUUUAACUGAUGCCAGUGGAAAGCAUUUCACUUGUUUCCUGAUGCCAUUAGACAAAAGUGCGAUUGAUAGUAUUGAUCAGUUAUCGGAAGCUGUGUCGGAUUCCGAUUAUGAGAUCCAAUCAACGUUUGGCUGGCAAGAGUUCUACCAAUUCGAUCCGGAGCCCAUCGAACCAAUGAUUGCUAAUCAAAAGUUCACCGAACAAAUUGAUGAUUGCCAUGGAGCAAAAUGGUACCUCCUGAAACAAACUGUACAUGCUAGAGACGCCUCCUGUUCAGACUGCUACGAUUUUUGUCUACCGGAUUGGGCGGUGGUUAGAAAAGAGAAAUACGAGGAUGAAUCUACACUAGGUGUCAGAAGACUGAACUGCUUUAGGUUGUACGUUCCAGAGUGGAGGAAUUUCAGAGUCGAAACGGACAUUGGUGGUGGCCACUGGAAAUAUCCGCUAUCUAGUGAGAGCACUAAAAGAGACAAAAACGGAGAAUGGGUCCACUGGAUUCCAACUACCCAUUCCCAGGGAUUGUCUAGAACUCGGAAGAGUGUUUCUUCCAAUUCUACCAUCACUUUUUAA
Messenger RNA from Caenorhabditis briggsae, 1719 nucleotides. The transcript is spliced from 11 exons. The record is from RefSeq and is a predicted model, not a curated record. The coding region runs from base 1 to 1719 and encodes 572 amino acids. Lineage: Eukaryota; Metazoa; Nematoda; Chromadorea; Rhabditida; Rhabditidae.